This is a messenger RNA of Eremomyces bilateralis CBS 781.70, 624 nucleotides long. RefSeq lists its product as uncharacterized. Gene Ontology annotation, molecular function: protein heterodimerization activity. Lineage: Eukaryota; Fungi; Ascomycota; Dothideomycetes; Eremomycetales; Eremomycetaceae. The record is from RefSeq and is a predicted model, not a curated record. The transcript has 2 exons. The annotation marks the transcript as partial.
AUGUCUGCCCGCGAGAUCAUGCACAUGUUGACUCGACCAGCCGUCCUGCAAAUUCUACGCGCUGCGGGCUUCCAUUCUGCUCGACCGUCGGUGAUUGAAGCUCUGACGGAUAUUACUGCAAAGCAUCUACUACUUCUCGCUACUCGAACCGUCGCUCAUGCAUAUGGGAAUCAUAACGACGCGACCCCGACGAUCACGGAUGUCCGCAUGGCCAUGGACGAUGCCGGCUGUUUCACGACCACCAUGACCGCUUCCGAAGAAGCAUGGAUUGAGGCGAUGCGAAAGCCCACUGGCGAAGGCAAGGGUGCGCAGAAAGAAGAAGAUCGGAGAACGGAGGAAGACACCAAGGAUAUACAGGAGUUCAUCGACUGGGUCCAAGGCGAUGGGAAUAAGGAGAUCAUGCGGAUUGCGGGGAUGCUAAAAUCGGACGAUCUUAUGGAGCUAGAUGGGGAAAAAGAGAGGCUAGACUAUUUAACAGCAUUGAAGAGGAAGCAUAGCAAGACCGGAGACCAAUCACGCUUCCAGGGUACGGUACUUGGCAUUGAAGCAGACGAUCACGAUAUCACAAUUGAAGGUGGCCCUGUGGCGUCCUUGACGGACUGGCAGGUCAUGGUCCGUCAGCGA